Molecule: messenger RNA, 6747 nt
Organism: Eriocheir sinensis (Chinese mitten crab)
Lineage: Eukaryota; Metazoa; Arthropoda; Malacostraca; Decapoda; Varunidae
Gene: Chc
Product: clathrin heavy chain 1-like
Exons: 26
Coding region: 109-5175 (1688 amino acids)
Biological process (GO): intracellular protein transport; receptor-mediated endocytosis
Cellular component (GO): cell cortex; clathrin-coated endocytic vesicle; clathrin coat of coated pit
Molecular function (GO): structural molecule activity; clathrin light chain binding
Source: RefSeq, a predicted model, not a curated record
CCCGCGGCGGCCAUAUUGGACAGUGUCAGUGUGGAGGCGGCAGGACCUGGAUGGCUCGCGGCGCCUCGUAAUAGUUCCUUCACCACUGCUUCAUCCGCCUCGCCCCCCAUGCAGCCUGCCGGGAACAUGUCGCAGGUGUUGCCGAUACGCUUCCAGGAGCACUUGCAGCUCACCAAUGUCGGGAUCCAAGCAUCCAACAUUGGGUUCAACACCCUCACCAUGGAAUCGGACAAAUUCAUCUGUGUCCGAGAAAAGGUGGGGGACACAGCACAGGUGGUCAUCAUUGACAUGGGUGACCCCACCAACCCAAUCCGCCGGCCCAUCUCGGGGGACUCUGCCAUCAUGAAUCCCGCCUCCAAGGUCAUUGCCCUCAAAGGUAAUAACGACUGCCCCCAAAAGACACUGCAGAUCUUCAAUAUUGAAAUGAAGACAAAAAUCAAAGCCCACACCAUGGACACUGAGAUCUCGUUCUGGAAAUGGAUAUCCUCCAAUAAACUGGCCCUCGUAACAGACACUGCUGUGUACCACUGGAGUAUGGAUGGCGAUGCUCAGCCGCAGAAGAUGUUUGACCGACACAGCAGCUUGAACGGCUGUCAGAUCAUCAACUACCGGACGGAUGCCAAACAGAACUGGCUGCUGCUGAUCGGCAUCUCAGCACAGCAGAACCGUGUGGUGGGGUUCAUGCAGCUGUAUAGCAUGGAGCGCAAGGCCAGCCAGCCCAUCGAGGGGCAUGCAGCAGGCUUCACUAGUUUCAAGAUGGAGGGUAACGCAGAGCCAUCCACUUUGUUCUGCUUUGCGGUGCGUAACGCCCAAGGUGGAAAGUUACACAUCAUUGAGGUGGGUCAGCCAGCUGCAGGGAACCAGCCCUUCGCAAAGAAGAAUGUAGAUGUGUUCUUCCCACCUGAGGCACAGAAUGAUUUCCCAGUGGCUAUGCAGGUGAGCUCUAAGCAUGAUGUGAUCUACCUCAUCACCAAGUAUGGUUAUGUCCACCUGUAUGACAUUGAGAGUGGCACCUGCAUCUUCAUGAACCGCAUCAGUGGUGAUACCAUCUUCGUCACAGCCCCCCAUGAGCCUUCCAGCGGCAUCAUUGGGGUCAACCGCAAGGGACAGGUGCUAAGUGUCAGCGUUGAUGAGGAGAACAUCAUCACCUACAUCACCAACGUCCUCCAAAACCCAGACCUGGCCCUGCGCAUUGCCACAAGGAACAACCUGGCUGGUGCAGAAGAUCUCUUUGUGCGGAAAUUCAACACGCUUUUCCAGAAUGGGCAGUACAGCGAGGCGGCAAAAGUGGCUGCCAAUGCCCCUAAGGGUGUGCUGCGGACACCACAGACCAUACAGAGGUUCCAGCAGGUGCCCACACAGCCUGGCCAAACCUCACCCCUCCUCCAGUACUUUGGAAUUCUCCUUGACCAGUCUCAACUUAACAAAUUUGAGUCCCUGGAGCUGUGUCGGCCAGUGUUGGCUCAGGGACGCAAGAACCUGCUGGAGAAGUGGCUGAAGGAGGAUAAGCUGGAAUGUUCUGAGGAGCUGGGUGACCUGGUGAAGCAGGCUGAUCCCACUCUGGCCUUGUCUGUGUACCUGAGGGCAAAUGUUCCCAACAAGGUGAUCCAGUGCUUUGCUGAGACGGGUCAGUUCCAGAAGAUUGUGCUGUACGCCAAGAAGGUUGGAUACACCCCAGACUACAUCUUCUUGCUGAGAAAUGUGAUGCGAGUAAAUGCCGACCAGGGCCUGGCCUUCGCACAGAUGCUUGUACAGGAUGACGAGCCCAUGGCUGAUGUCAACCAGAUUGUUGACAUCUUCCUGGAGUCUAACCUGAUCCAGCAGUGCACCGCCUUCCUGCUGGAUGCUCUCAAGAACAACCGUCCCACCGAGGGCCCCCUGCAGACUCGCCUCUUGGAGAUGAACCUCAUGUCUGCCCCACAAGUGGCAGAUGCCAUCCUGGGUAACCAAAUGUUCACCCACUAUGACCGCGCCCACAUUGCUCAGCUAUGCGAGAAGGCCGGCCUCCUGCAGCGUGCCCUCGAGCACUACACUGACAUGUAUGACAUCAAGCGGGCAGUAGUACACACGCAGCUGCUCAACCCAGAAUGGCUGGUCAAUUACUUUGGCUCACUUUCAGUGGAGGACUCGCUGGAGUGCCUCAAGGCCAUGCUUACUGCUAACCUCCGACAAAAUCUCCAGAUUGUGGUGCAGAUUGCCUCCAAAUACCAUGAGCAGCUAACAACGAAUGCACUCAUUGAUCUUUUCGAGUCAUUCAAGUCAUUUGAAGGCCUCUUCUACUUCCUUGGAUCUAUCGUCAACUUCUCUCAAGAGCCAGAAGUGCAUUUCAAGUACAUCCAAGCAGCAUGCAAAACUGGACAGAUUAAAGAGGUGGAGAGAAUAUGCCGUGAGUCCAACUGCUACAACCCUGAGCGUGUGAAGAACUUCCUGAAGGAGGCCAAACUGACGGACCAGCUGCCUCUCAUCAUUGUGUGCGACCGCUUUGACUUUGUCCAUGACCUGGUGCUCUACCUGUACCGCAACAACCUGCAGAAGUACAUCGAGAUUUAUGUCCAGAAGGUGAAUCCCUCCCGUCUGCCUGUUGUUGUGGGCGGUCUGCUUGACGUGGACUGUGCUGAGGAUGUCAUCAAACAGCUGAUCAUGGUGGUGCGCGGACAGUUCUCAACGGAGGAGCUGGUGGAAGAGGUGGAGAAAAGGAACCGCCUGAAGCUGCUGCUGACAUGGCUUGAGUCGCGCAUCCAUGAGGGUGUCACUGAACCAGCCACCCAUGAUGCCAUCGCCAAGAUCUACAUUGACUCAAACAACAACCCGGAGAGGUUCCUGAGGGAAAACCAAAACUAUGACAGCAAAGUUGUGGGCAAGUACUGUGAGAAGAGGGACCCACACCUGGCCUGCAUUGCCUAUGAGCGUGGACAGUGUGACAGGGAACUCAUCAAUGUUUGCAAUGAAAACUCGUUAUUCAAGUCUGAGGCGCGCUACCUGGUGAAGAGGCGUGACCCGGAGCUGUGGGCUGAGGUGCUUCAGGAGACUAAUCAGUACAGGAGGCAACUAAUUGACCAGGUUGUCCAAACAGCACUGUCAGAAACUCAAGACCCUGAAGACAUCUCUGUCACAGUGAAAGCCUUCAUGACUGCUGAUCUGCCUAAUGAACUUAUUGAGCUCCUUGAGAAGAUUGUGCUUGACAACUCCGCCUUCAGUGACCACAGGAAUCUUCAGAAUCUGCUGAUCCUAACAGCCAUCAAGGCAGACCACACACGGGUCAUGGACUACAUCACACGCCUUGACAACUAUGAUGCUCCGGACAUUGCAAACAUCGCCAUUGGCAAUCAGCUGUAUGAGGAGGCCUUUGCCAUCUUCAAGAAGUUUGAUGUUAACACUUCAGCUAUUCAGGUCCUAAUAGAGCACAUAAACAACCUUGACCGAGCUUACGAGUUUGCUGAGCGAUGUAAUGAGAGUGCAGUCUGGAGUCAGCUGGCGAAGGCACAGCUGCAGCAGUCCCUAGUGAAGGAAGCCAUUGACUCCUUCAUCAAGGCUGACGACCCCACAGCUUACAUCGAUGUUGUGGAUACUGCUCAUAGGACAGGCCAUUGGGAGGACUUGGUGCGCUACCUGAUCAUGGCACGCAAGAAGGCCCGGGAGUCAUAUGUGGAGAGUGAGCUGUGCUAUGCCUAUGCCAAGACCAAUAGGUUAGCUGACCUGGAGGAGUUCAUUGCUGCCCCCAACCAUGCUGAUAUCCAGAAGAUCGGCGACCGGUGCUUUGACGAUGGCAUGUUUGAUGCCGCCAAGCUGCUCUACAACAAUGUGAGCAACUUUGCCCGCCUGGCCAUCACUCUUGUCCACCUCAAGGAGUUCCAGGGUGCUGUGGAGUCUGCCAGGAAAGCUAACAGUACAAGAACGUGGAAGGAAGUUUGUUUUGCUUGUGUGGACAAUGAACAGUUCCGCCUUGCCCAGAACUGUGGUCUUCACAUAGUUGUACAUGCUGAUGAGCUGGAGGAUCUUAUAAACUACUACCAGGACCGUGGAUACUUUGAUGAGCUGAUCAACCUGUUGGAAGCAGCUCUGGGGCUGGAGCGAGCACACAUGGGCAUGUUCACCGAGCUGGCCAUCCUCUACUCCAAGUACAAGCCUGAGAAGAUGAGGGAGCACCUCGAGCUCUUCUGGUCACGAGUUAACAUUCCAAAGGUUUUGCGUGCAGCAGAACAAGCUCACUUGUGGGCUGAGCUGGUGUUCCUGUAUGACAAGUAUGAGGAGUAUGACAAUGCAGUGCUCACCAUGAUGGCCCACCCCACCGAGGCAUGGAGAGAGUCCCACUUCAAGGAUGUCAUUACUAAGGUUGCCAACAUCGAGUUGUAUUAUAAGGCCAUCCAGUUUUACCUAGACUACAAACCCAUGUUACUAAACGACCUACUACUGGUGCUGUCACCAAGAAUGGACCACACCAGAGCAGUACACUUCUUCACCAAGGCCGACCACUUGAAGCUUGUGAAGGGCUACCUAAGAUCAGUGCAGUCCCUCAACAACAAGGCCAUCAACGAGGCCCUCAAUUCCUUGCUCAUUGACGAGGAGGACUACACUGGGCUAAGAACUUCCAUUGAUGCCUUUGACCACUUUGACAACAUUGCACUUGCUCAGUCCCUGGAGAAACACGACCUGAUUGAAUUCCGUCGCAUCGCUGCCUACCUGUACAAGGGCAACAACAGAUGGAAGCAGUCUGUGGAGCUCUGUAAAAAAGAUAAACUCUUCAAGGAUGCCAUGGAGUAUGCAGCUGAGAGCAAAAACUCUGACACAGCUGAGGAGCUUCUGCAGUGGUUCCUUGAGAAUGGUAACCACGACUGCUUUGCCGCUUGCCUCUUCCACUGCUACGACCUUCUCCACCCCGACGUCAUCAUGGAGUUGGCAUGGAGACACAAUAUCAUGGACUUUGCCAUGCCUUACUUGAUCAAUGUUAUGAGAGAGUAUAUUACCAAGGUCAAUAGGCUGGAGGACAUUGAGAAGAACAGGUCUGAGGAGAAUGAGACAAACGAGACCAAGCCAAUGAUGAACAUGAUUGGUGAGCCCCAGCUUAUGAUCACAGCUGGUCCAGGUGUGAUGGGCCCAGGCUACCCGAACGCUGGUUAUGCUAACAACAUUAACUACACUGCUGGCAUGCCCUCCUACCAAGGUUACAGCAUGUAAACCCCUCUUUGGGAUUACCCACCAGUAAAGACCUGUAUGAAGCAGCUUCAGGUUGGUUCAGUGUUAACCGUAGACUUGUUUACAGAGGCUUGUAACUAAUAAUGGAGCCUACCAAAAUAUUCCAUAAGUUUGCCAGUUGUAAAAUAUACCAUGUUACAUAGCUAAUCCGCAGGGAUCAUGAUGUCCAAAUUUUACCUCGGAUUCUGCAAGUGUUAUAUGGAGUAAAUGGGUGUGAAGUUGUUACCUAGUGAGGGCAAUAUGUAGCUUACUGUUGAGUAGUGUGUGAAUGGGGCAAGAAUGAAUGUGUUGUAGAGGUAUGCAGGUUAUUCAUGUGGCUGUCCCACAGAUUCAUCCUGUUUUCAUUGUCCUCCAGUGACUUAUAAAUUCUUGGAGGUGUGGGGCAAGACAUGCUGCCUCACAUAUUUUUUGUUAAUGGAGCUGGUCUGUGCUCUGGUUCAAUUGCCGAGUAGAUCAAUUCCUCAAUGUAUAUAUAUAUAGUUUAUCCGAAGAAGAUUUCUGCUAAAUGUGAUGUAGCAUUGUUUUGCCUGUUCCUCAUAUGAUUUGUAAUUGGUGUUGCUGUAGAGAAAGUUAAUUCUGUGAGGAUCGUGAUUUAGAGUAUGUAUAUAUAGAUUAAACAGGUGAUUGAUCAUAGCCAUAAUAAUCCUGGUGAAGACAUGUUAUACCCAGUUUACUGACCAACUAAGUGUGAUUGAUUCAGACUGAAGGAGAGGCGAACCAUUCCUAAACUCCAGUAAUUUGCAAAGCAGCGUACCAUUUGCCCGCAAGUCCAGGUGACAGUUGAAGGUGAAGACGUAACUGAAGCUUUGUCCAUUGCGUGCCUUCGAGUAGCAAAUGAAAGAAGGCUUCAAAAAGACUGGCUGACUGAUCAACGAGGUAAUGCUUUCCAAAGGCCAAUUAUCUGUGUUCAGUAGUUGUUCAUUAGCAGUUAAAUACUAAUUGGUGUGUCAAAAGCUGGCUCUGCCUUAGAACAGCCUACCUUGUUGAGACUAACCAGUUUGGUUUUAUCGGUACCACAGUAAUGUCAGUAUUAACUUUUAUAGAAAUUACAGUUUGAUUUUGGCAGUUUAUUGUUUCUGGUUUAUUAUUAUUAUUGUUCAUUGUUAUCAGUAGUAAUUAUUUAUAGUUUUAUUUAUGUAUUUUAUUUGCUGGCAUUACUGUGGGUUUACCUAGCCAGGAGUGGAAGGAUAGUAGGCAUAUGUUGACUCUACGAACGUGAUAACAUUGUUGGAGAAUGAACUGCUGAACAUUGUCACAUUUUGAUUCAUUACUUUUUUUCUUUUUUAAUCUUCAUGGACAGAGUUUAAGCUUCAACAGUUAUAUUUAGUAAUAGUUGCUAUUGAAAUUCAUUUUAAGUUAAGAGCCUAUUGAGAGUUUAAUGUAUUUAUUAAUGGGAUUCCUGGUUGCAUAUGCAUCGUCAUGGCGGUGAAGCCAAUCCAUCCUAACCAAGGCUUCAGGGGACGUAGCAAAUCCCAGCAUUCAGCAAGUGGUUGACAAAAACUGUGCAUAUGUACUGAGGCCACAUGUCAGUUUAAAUAAACACCUCCCACAUGA